Molecule: messenger RNA, 4246 nt
Organism: Lathyrus oleraceus (garden pea)
Lineage: Eukaryota; Viridiplantae; Streptophyta; Magnoliopsida; Fabales; Fabaceae
Product: serine/threonine-protein phosphatase BSL3
Exons: 21
Coding region: 596-3598 (1000 amino acids)
Biological process (GO): brassinosteroid mediated signaling pathway
Molecular function (GO): phosphoprotein phosphatase activity; protein binding
Source: RefSeq, a predicted model, not a curated record
UUUAACUAAUCCCCGGUCGUUCCGGUUUCUCCGUACCCGUUCUCCGUUCUUCCGCCGCCCCAAUUUCUUCCGUACAGUCUCCUACCGGCAUAUUCCGGUCACUAACUUCACAUCAUCUCUUACACUAAAAACAAGAAAAUCAAUCAACACAAAAUUAAUUAUUAAUUAUAUUUUUAAAAAUUCGAAAGCCUGAAAAAAAUACCCAAUCCUUUCGUUUCAGAUAAAAUAAUCUUAUUUUUAAUUUUAAUUAAAAUUAAAAAAAUAAUUUGUUUAGCGAUUGUGUUUGUUGCUGAAGGUGCCUUGUGAUUUUCUCCUCCGUUCCGUUUUGUUCUGUUUUGUUUCCUUCGUUUCGUUCACCUUUCAAUUUCAUUCCCCGAGUUCGUUAGAAAGAGAACGAAAGAGUGACAGAGAAAGAGAAAAACCUAAUUAAAUUCAGAAGAUUUUGGUUGUUUAUUUUUCUCUCUGAAUUGAAGAGUAAAGGAUCUGUGUUAGGGUUUCUGAUUUCGUUUUGAUCGAAAUGCUACUUGAGAACGGGAUUUCGCGGCAAUUAUAGCUCCGAUCUUAACGGAGCUUCUCGAAUCUCUAGGGUUAAACAAUGGAUGUUGAUUCUUCCAUGGUGGCGGAGAACGAUCACGGUUCAGCGGUGCAGAACAAUGAAGAGAGAGAACAGAUAGGGGAGACGCCGUCAUCAUCUUCUUCUGGCGGUGGAUCUCCCGCGGAGCAACAACCGCAGCAGCAAGGUGCUGCUGCGGCUGCUCAGGCGCAGCAUAGUCCAGUUGUUGGUCCGAGGCUUGCUCCGAGUUAUACAGUUGUGGAUGCGAUUUUGGAGAAGAAGGAUGAUGGACCGGGGCCGCGGUGUGGUCAUACGUUGACGGCUGUGCCUGCGGUGGGUGAGGAUGGAACGCCUGGAUACAUUGGUCCGAGACUGAUUUUAUUCGGUGGUGCAACUGCACUUGAAGGGAAUUCUGCUGCUUCAGGGACUCCUACUUCUGCAGGAAAUGCAGGCAUACGUUUAGCUGGUGCCACAGCUGACGUCCACUGUUAUGAUGUCUUGACUAAUAAAUGGUCUAGGAUAACUCCCUUUGGAGAGCCUCCAACCCCAAGGGCUGCACAUGUGGCCACUGCUGUGGGCACGAUGGUAGUUAUUCAGGGUGGCAUUGGUCCUGCUGGAUUAUCGGCGGAGGACCUUCAUGUUCUUGAUCUCACACAGCAACGACCAAGAUGGCAUAGAGUUGGCGUUCCAGGGCCUGGACCAGGGCCACGCUAUGGACAUGUUAUGGCUUUGGUGGGGCAGAGGUAUCUCAUGGCAAUUGGAGGCAAUGAUGGAAAGAGACCUUUGGCUGAUGUAUGGGCCUUAGACACAGCUGCCAAGCCCUAUGAAUGGCGCAAAUUGGAGCCAGAAGGAGAGGGUCCGCCUCCAUGCAUGUAUGCAACUGCAAGUGCACGCUCUGAUGGGCUUCUUCUGCUUUGUGGUGGGAGGGAUGCCAAUAGCGUUCCGCUGGCUAGUGCAUAUGGACUUGCUAAACAUAGAGAUGGUCGUUGGGAAUGGGCAAUUGCCCCAGGUGUUUCACCAUCUUCAAGAUAUCAGCAUGCAGCGGUGUUUGUUAAUGCAAGACUCCAUGUGUCUGGCGGGGCUCUUGGUGGAGGACGGAUGGUAGAAGAUUCAUCUAGUGUAGCAGUGUUGGACACUGCUGCUGGUGUUUGGUGUGAUACAAAAUCAGUUGUUACCAGUCCAAGAACGGGUAGAUACAGUGCUGAUGCAGCUGGUGGAGAUGCUUCCGUCGAGUUGGUCAGGCGUUGCAGGCAUGCAGCGGCUGCUGUUGGUGACCUAAUUUUUAUUUAUGGUGGUUUACGUGGUGGAGUCUUGCUGGAUGACCUGCUUGUUGCUGAAGAUCUUGCUGCUGCGGAAACAACAAGUGCUGCUUCGCAUGCUGCUGCUGCAGCAGCUGCGUCUGAUGUACAAAUGGGACGACCAGGAGGAUAUGGAUUUGUUGAUGAUAGAACAGGGCAAACAAUGUCUGAUGCGGCUGCUGACGGUGCAGUUGUUUUGGGAAAUCCAGUUGCCCCCCCUGUAAACGGUGACAUGUACACUGAUAUCAGCACUGAAAAUGCAUUGCUUCAGGGAUCUAGGAGAACUAGCAAAGGAGUUGAGUAUCUGGUUGAAGCAUCUGCUGCAGAAGCUGAAGCUAUCAGUGCCACACUGGCUGCUGCCAAGGCGCGGCAAGAGAAUGGAGAAGUUGAAUCACCAGAUCGGGAUCGUGGGGCUGAGGCUACUCCUAGUGGGAAACAAAUAUCUUCCAUGAUUAAGCCUGAAUCUGCAGGCCCAAAUAGUAUUGCUUCUGGUGGAGUCAGGCUGCAUCAUAGAGCUGUGGUUAUUGCCGCAGAGACUGGUGGUGCACUAGGUGGCAUGGUUAGGCAGCUUUCGAUUGAUCAGUUUGAAAAUGAAGGUAGACGGGUCAGUUAUGGGACUCCAGAAAGUGCAACUGCUGCUAGAAAGUUAUUAGAUCGGCAGAUGUCUAUCAAUAGUGUCCCAAAGAAGGUCAUAGCACACCUCUUAAAGCCUCGUGGCUGGAAACCACCAGUUCGACGACAGUUUUUCUUGGAUUGCAAUGAAAUUGCAGAUCUUUGUGAUAGUGCGGAGAGGAUAUUUUCUAGCGAACCAACUGUCAUACAGCUUAAGGCACCAAUUAAAAUAUUUGGUGAUUUACAUGGGCAGUUUGGGGAUCUCAUGCGCCUUUUUGAUGAGUAUGGUUCACCAUCAACUGCCGGUGACAUAGCAUAUAUCGAUUAUCUAUUCCUAGGAGAUUAUGUUGAUAGGGGCCAACACAGCCUGGAAACUAUAAGCCUUCUGCUUGCUUUGAAGGUUGAGUAUCCAAACAAUGUUCACUUAAUACGUGGAAAUCAUGAAGCUGCAGAUAUUAAUGCCCUUUUUGGUUUUCGCAUUGAGUGCAUAGAGAGGAUGGGUGAGAGAGAUGGAAUUUGGACAUGGCACCGGAUAAAUCGUCUGUUUAACUGGCUUCCUCUUGCCGCUCUAAUUGAGAAAAAAAUUAUUUGCAUGCACGGGGGUAUUGGUCGUUCAAUAAAUCACUUGGAACAAAUUGAGAAUAUUCAGCGUCCUAUCACAAUGGAAGCAGGAUCAAUUGUGCUGAUGGAUCUUUUGUGGUCUGAUCCUACCGAGAAUGACAGCGUGGAAGGUCUGCGACCAAAUGCUAGAGGUCCAGGGUUAGUUACUUUUGGGCCUGACCGUGUAAUGGAAUUUUGCAAUAACAAUGAUCUUCAGCUGAUUGUUCGUGCACAUGAAUGUGUGAUGGAUGGCUUUGAGCGUUUUGCCCAGGGACAUUUAAUCACCCUUUUCUCAGCUACAAACUACUGCGGUACUGCAAAUAAUGCUGGAGCGAUAUUAGUUUUGGGGAGGGAUCUUGUGGUGGUUCCUAAACUGAUUCAUCCAUUACCACCAGCACUUUCUUCACCAGAAACAUCACCAGAACGUCAUAUUGAAGAUACUUGGAUGCAGGAGUUGAAUGCGAACAGACCACCAACUCCAACUAGAGGUCGUCCUCCAGGAGCAAAUGACCGUGGUUCGCUGGCUUGGAUAUAGUGAUAAUUAAGAAAACCACUAAUGUUUAUGCUGUUAGAGGUUGUGCUAUCGCCUGAAUUUCGGUGUUAUGCACAUAGCAUGAUGCCAUUUAUGGGAAUGCGAGUUUCUGAUCUUUAAUACUGUGGAAAGCUUGAAGAUAUUCACGUUCUGGUUCUCACCAGUCUACCCAGCAUCCCUUUAGAAGAUAUACACACGUUUGAGAAGUAAGAUCGGUACCUGCUGCUAGGUUCACUGCUCAUACAAAGCUAGAAGUUGCAGUCGGGGUUCCACUCACCCAUUGUAAAUUGAGCCAUAGGUACAAAAUCAAGGUCAUGGUUCUGUGUCAUGGAUUGUCAGUGUUGGCUAUUUUCCUUAUUGAUUUUUAAAUAUUUUUUACUCAUCGCCCCAUGUUAUCAUUCUUUUUCAAAAUCGCAAGGACAACGGGGUUAUAAUAUUUUCUUUCUUUCUUUGUGUUGGUGAGAUAUAUACGAGAAAUCUUCUUGGCGGUCCGUGUAUCAUAGGUGUUGCUUUGUGUUAUUCUCAACUAUGCACUGUAUAAUUACUAUGCACUGUAUAAUUAAUAGUGUGAAUCAAGAACUCCGACACAGAAAUGUGAAUUUUGAUAGAUAUUAUGUAAUUUUUUCCUGUGCAGCAGAGUUUUGGAGACUA